This is a messenger RNA of Naegleria fowleri, 1587 nucleotides long. RefSeq lists its product as uncharacterized. Gene Ontology annotation, biological process: protein phosphorylation. The record is from RefSeq and is a predicted model, not a curated record. Gene Ontology annotation, molecular function: ATP binding; protein kinase activity. NCBI's taxonomy places the organism in Eukaryota, Heterolobosea, Eutetramitea, Acrasida, Naegleriidae. The transcript has 2 exons. Bases 1 to 1587 code for a protein of 528 amino acids.
AUGUCAAGAUUGACCAGUGAUCAUCAUCACCAAUACUCGCCACAAGAGUAUGCUGCUCAAACAGAAAGCACAGAGGAACAGAGAAAAGAUCAUGGGCCAUCAUCGAGCAGUUCAACCUCUAAACAUUCCUCUCCAUUUCACAAGAGUACUAGUUUCGAGAAAAUAACCGAUACUAUUUUGCCCGCUUUCUUUACACCCUGUGUAGUUGAAGGGUUUCCAUCUUCGGUUAUUCAUUACGGCAAGCUUUCUUCAAGAGUGAUCACUUGUCAUUACACACCACAACAUUACAGAGGUGCUAUUGCACUUCCUUUGGAUUUCAACACUGUUUAUUGUCUAAAAAUUGCACUCAGUACACCAUCCGUUACUCAACUGGAAAGAGAAGUCUCGAUAUGCAAUUACUUGAAUAAUUCUCUACCAAAUAAUGACAUUGUACCCAAAAUAUUCACAUAUCUAAGCGACUAUUUUAUACUGGUACGAGAACUUGUAGUUGGAAGGUCUUUUCGAGAUUAUUUCAAAGAGUGGGGCGAAAUUUGUAACAAGUUGGAAAACCUCUCUUUAUUUACUUAUCACUUAACCCUAUGCAAAGAAUUGCACGACAUUCUUGAUAUUUCAAUUAAGGCAUGUGAUUCUCUUAGUCAAAUACAUUCAUUACGUGUUUGUCAUCUUGACUUGCGCCCUGAAAAUCUCAUAAUUGACACACAUCAUUCAACCGUAAAAAUUAUUGAUUUUGGAAUGGGUUGUUUUUUAUCAUUAGACAAUCCCUUUGUAUAUUCAGACAAACCUAUAGGUUAUUUUCCAUACAUGUCUCCUGAAGCAACUGGAAAGAUUUCGAAACCUAUUGGAUUUCAUUCUGAUAUUUACAGCUUUGGAUUUAUGCUCUAUGAGAUGUUGGCAAAAGAGCAUCCAUUCGGUAGCAAUAAGGCAAAUUCUGAAUAUAUAUUCUCUCACAUAACUCAUCAACCGGAGGUUCUUUAUAAUAAUCUUAAAAGAAGGGGCUUAAUAAUGGACGAAACAUCUUUAUACGCAAAAUUAAUGAGCGCAGUAUCUGCAGUAGUCACUAAAAUGGUGCAAAAAGCUAUAGACAAAAGAUAUAUGAAUUUUGAGGGAGUUAAGCAAGACCUGCUACUAAUUUUAAAAUGCCUACAGACCAAUGACAUGUCUUUCCUAAGAGACUUCAUUGCCGGAGAACGUGAUAUUCAAACAAAUCUGACCAUUCCUUUUGUUGUUUAUGGAAGACAGAAUGUGAUAGAUGCUAUGACUUGCACGCUGAAUGAAGUACGCGAUUAUAAGCAACCCAAAGCAUUGUUAAUAAGUGGAUAUAGUGGAGUUGGUAAAUCAUGUGUUGUAAGAGAGUUCAGAAAUAAGUUCAAACAAGAUGUUUGCUUUAUUGAGACUAAAUAUGACCAAUCUCACAACGUACCUUUUUUUGCUUUAACUUCAAAAAUGAAUUCUAUAAUUGAAGAUAUUUUAGGAGAACCGGAACACAUAAUAUCUGAUUUUAAAAUGCGGUUGACUUCUUUGCUUGAAAGUACUCAAAUAGAGGCACUAUGUGAGACAAUUCCCAAUCUUAAUUUGCUCUUUUUUUAG